CGAUAAUGCAUCGCUAUCGUAGAUGAAGGACGAGGAAUGUCGAUUAUCAUGGCAUGUGUGAAGAGAGGGGCGAUUAGAUAGGCCCACCCAGGAAGGCUGUCAACCUCUUCAGCCUUGACUUCCAUUCCUCGUCGCCAUAAUGGUAUGUGCGGAUAAUGCCGCAUGGUUGACAGGGCGACCCCAGGCAUGUCGGGACGGUCCCCAACGGUGAAUCGCAUUCUUUGAAUUUUCCGAUUGUCAGAAAGCAACUCAUUAGCGACGCGAUACUACCCCGUUGGUAGCACCGACCGUGGCCAGUGCCGCCAACCAGGGCGGCCCAGCUGGCCGCCGUCAAUGGCGCGCUGCAGUUAUCCGCUCCGAUGGCGUCGGGAUCCCUGUCGGCAGCACCGCCACGGCAGCUGCAAGGGCCACUGGCCUUCACUGACAGGUCCGAUCCCCCGAUCGAUGGCCAGGUCGGGCCAGUUCUUCUCUUGCUGCCGGGCGUCGCACAAGACACUGCCCCCGUUUGUUGACAUCGUUGGGUGUCUGGCCUGGACUCUACCCCUCUGUCCACUCCAGCUGGGAUACUGCGACUCUCCCCCAGGUUUGACCACACUGUUCGCUUCUCGAUUAUUUUUGGGACUUGGUCAUAGGAGGUGGUGCAAUCACCGUGGUAUCGCUUCGAAGCUAUAUAUGGGGUCCCUCGCGAACUUGUCCGUUUCUCUUUCUUCUUUCCUCCUCAUAUAUAUAGUAUGUUCUUUUCUUUGCUUCCUUCAUUACUUUGCUUUGUUCCUUUUCGUUUCUUCCAUAUAUAUGUUUCUUGCUUAUAAUGUGUGGCUUGUUCUCUAUAUACCAUCACGCCAGGUCGCGCUUGAUGCCAGUGAUUUGAAGGCGAUAGCGAUAGGCAGGCUGCAUCCUUCGCAGGGGAUUCUUAGCCUGCAAGAAGGACGCAGUCCAUGGCGAUUGACUUGUCUUGUAUUUAUCUUGUCUUUGUGCUACGCAGGGGAUUUGAUGGCGAUGUUGGCAUGUAAGAGGGCAUAUCCAUCAGGAAAUUUCUGUUCCGACUUAUGCUACACGAUGAGACUGAUGGUGCUGAGGCCGCAAACAAUGCCGACCAAGGGGUCAUCGUGCUCAUCUGCGAUUUAUUUCCCAUACUACUCUUGACAUCUUGUUCAUUUUCCUCGUUCUUUAUACCAGUUGUUGGUUUGUAAGCCUCGAUCCCGUGCUUCGGUCUUCUUCAUGGUCAUCGAACUAAGAAUUUGUGUCUCCCCUCAUUUAUAUAUGUGUGUUUUCUCCUCCUACCCAUUG
Messenger RNA from Aspergillus sclerotioniger CBS 115572, 1287 nucleotides. RefSeq lists its product as uncharacterized. NCBI's taxonomy places the organism in Eukaryota, Fungi, Ascomycota, Eurotiomycetes, Eurotiales, Aspergillaceae. The record is from RefSeq and is a predicted model, not a curated record. Bases 334 to 1143 code for a protein of 269 amino acids. The transcript has a single exon.